UUGAAGGUGGGAGGAGUGCCAGCAGGGUUGAGAUCCAAGCCGAGGUUCUCCUUCAGUGAGGUCAAACUGCUGCUGGAGGCGGUGAAGAGGAACAGAUACAUUCUCCUCAGGAAGUUCAACCACGGUGUGUCGGCUGAAGCCAAGAAACGGACCUGGCUUGAUAUCACCAGUCAGGUCAACGGACUGGGAGAGAAUCACAGAGAGGUGCGUCAGAUCAUGAAGAAAUGGGCGGACCUUAAAUGUGACGCAAAGAGACGCAUGGUGGCCCUCCGGAGCCCCAAUGGCAGCAACCUGAGGAAGAAGAACCUGGGCCCCGUGGAAAGGAUGGUCCACAAGAUACUGAUGAUGAGUCCCAGAGGAGAUUGCGACAGUGAUCUGGACUUUGCGGAAGAUGACGAUUUUUCCAAGCUUUACAGUAAAGGCCCUCCCCCACCCCGCCGCCCUACUCCUACCUCAACUUCACUGACAACUCCCAGUCCGGGCCCCCAGGAGCCUCCUAUGACUUCUCUCCUCUCUCCUCGCCUGAGAAAGAGCUUGGUGGUGAUCCUUUCCACUCCUCCCCUGACUUUGACCUGGCUGAGGAUGGAGAACGUUCCAUGGACUUUGAAGAAAAUGACAACUCCAUGUUCUCCUCCUAUGCUUCCUCUCUUCCUGCAACCUCCUCCCCCUCUGGACCCCCUGCCUGACAACACUCUGCUGAGGAUGAAGCCGGUCCACACCUACUCCCGAAACAACAGUCAGAACCACACCUCCUCUCGAACUCCACCUGGCCCCUCCUCCUCUGCAGCCUCCACCUCCUCUGCUUUCCCCUCAGUGUCAGAUUCAGACGCCGCCUUGUCCUCUGUUGCGCCUCUUCCGUCGCAGUCCCCCACAAGCUCCAACGUGACUGCCUCCUCCCUCCCUGCUCCUUCCUCCUCAUUGCCCCCCCCUCCUCCUCCACCUACUUCCUCAUCCUCUGCUGCGGCCAAUACCUCGACUUCAAACCCUGCACCUAGUUCUUCAUCCUUCCCACCACCUCCUGCUCCUCCCACUGCUGUGUCUUCCUCCUCCGCUGCUCCUACUGCAACCUCCUCUUCAAACUCUCAUCGACCUCCUCCUCCUCCUUCCUCAGUGCCCCUACCCAAUCAUGCUUCCACGUCGAGCUCAAACCCGACUGACCCUCUCCCGGCUGGAGCGCCCUCCCACAGGGAGCGGGUGGCCCAGAUGGCCUCCCAGAGCCUCCAGCAGCAGCGGGCCAGCAGGAUGCUCCUGACCUCGGUGUCUCAGUCCCUGGAGAUGUUGGCUCAGUCCGUCCAGCUGCUGGUGGAGAGCCAGCAGGAGUUUGUGCAGGAGUCUCUGCUGCUGCAGAGGGAGACGGUGGACGUCUUGAGGGAUUUCUCUAACACGGCGCUGACCAUGCUGAGAGACAAAGCCAACAGUGGACAACUGGCUGCACACCACCAUCCCGCUGCUCACUUCUGAAAAAAAAUAUGGAGGUGAACAAAAUUUCAGAACAAACAUGAACAGUUGACCAAAAGCCAAGUACAGGUAUUUGUUUGUGCAGCGGGAGCAGGUUACAGGCGAUCGACCAGCAUGCGGAGACCUUCUGAUGUGAUUGAAACAUCCAUCUUAUAAAAACAUGCCACGAUGGCUUCACCAGCCACCAUGGCUGCUGGACAGAAAUGUUCUGGGACAAUUUUUCUUUUUGCCCAGAGGCACAAACACAUGCAGCUUUAGGCCAAAGGCUGUUUAUUUAUGUGCCUGAAACUUUUUUUUUCUAUAUUCACUUUUUGUUUCUUGCAGGCUCAUGUGUUUAAACCUUGGAAACCUGGAUAGGCAUCAGAUUCCUUGUGCUCCACUUUAGGAGUAUUUCAACCUCUGAAACCUGAGCAAAUUGAUUCCUGAGAAAUUUGAUUUCUUUCAAAAACAUCUCCUACAAAACAGCAAUCA
Plectropomus leopardus (leopard coralgrouper) is the source of this 1929-nucleotide messenger RNA. Lineage: Eukaryota; Metazoa; Chordata; Actinopteri; Perciformes; Serranidae. The record is from RefSeq and is a predicted model, not a curated record.